Molecule: messenger RNA, 1881 nt
Organism: Thermothelomyces thermophilus ATCC 42464
Lineage: Eukaryota; Fungi; Ascomycota; Sordariomycetes; Sordariales; Chaetomiaceae
Exons: 3
Coding region: 336-1751 (471 amino acids)
Biological process (GO): L-arginine biosynthetic process; L-ornithine biosynthetic process
Cellular component (GO): mitochondrial matrix
Molecular function (GO): L-glutamate N-acetyltransferase activity, acting on acetyl-L-ornithine as donor; L-glutamate N-acetyltransferase activity, acting on acetyl-CoA as donor
Source: RefSeq, a predicted model, not a curated record
GCGCGAUUCAAUACACAAAAGUUGCGGGUUAACACAUUCUCGUCGGCGAAUGUGUCAAUAAUUCCUCUGAUGCGUUACGACUCAAGGGUUCUUCAAGGGAUUGAAGUUCAGUUUCUUGGACGCCAAGUACUAGGCCGUCCGGCCCUCGACUCUCUAUCCCGAGCUUGGUUAUACAUACCUGGUAGCUCCGGUCUCGCUACUUAGUGUGGGAUAUUUCGUCCAAAAUCAGCGGUGUCGGGCUUUCCGUACUUUUUGUAUGUAGUUGCACUUCGUGACUCAAGCAUCGUCCGCGUCCGUUUAUCUCCUCCGGUUAUACCCCGAGAUAGAGACCGAAGAUGGCCAUGGCGGGCUUCAAUGGGUGUUUGCUGAAUCAAUUGAGGCAGUCCCGCGUUCAGCUGGCCCGUCACAUCGGCCGAGCGCCAUCUCGAGCAUACUCUGCACUUCCUAACGGCUCCAUUCCCGCCGCCAAGAAGAAGUAUGUCCCAACAACGGGCACGUACCCUCUCGGCUUCCGGGCUUCGGGCACGAUAGUCGGCGUCAAGCCGAGCAACACGACCAAGCCGGAUCUGGCCCUGCUGACGUCGGACGCACCGUGUGCAGCGGCGGCUGUCUUCACCAAGAACAAGUUCCAGGCGGCCCCCGUCACGUUCAGCCGGGACCUGUUGAAGAGGAAGAGCAACCAGGGGAUCCAGGGCGUCAUCAUCAACUCGGGAUGCGCUAACGCGGUCACGGGCAAGGGCGGCCUGGAGGAUGCCGCUAAGAUGGCCCAGGCGGCCGACAAGUGCAUCGGCCAGAGCGACAGCACCAUCGUCAUGAGCACCGGCGUCAUCGGCCAGCGGCUGCCCAUCGACAAGAUUCUCAGCAAGGUGCCGGCCGCACACGGCGCUCUGGGCGGAUCCCACGAGCACUGGCUGACGGCGGCCAAGGCCAUCUGCACCACCGACACCUUCCCCAAGCUCAUGUCGCGCACCUUCACCCUCCCCUCGUCUCCCGGCAUCGAGUACAGGAUAGCGGGCAUGACCAAGGGCGCCGGCAUGAUCCACCCCAACAUGGCCACCCUGCUGGGCGUCAUCGCCACGGACGCGCCCAUCGCCGCCGCCGCCCUGCCCCCGGCGCUCAAGCACGCCGUCGACCGCUCGUUCAACAGCAUCACCAUCGACGGCGACACGUCGACCAACGACACGGUCGCACUGCUGGCCAACGGCGCCGCCGGCGGCAAGGAGGUCGUCGAGGGCACUCCCGACUACGGCGCCUUCCGGGCCGUGCUGACCGACUUUGCAGCCAAGCUGGCGCAGCUGGUUGUGCGCGACGGCGAGGGCGCCACCAAGUUCGUGACGAUCCGCGUAACCGAGUCGGCCAGCGAGGAGGCGGCGCGGAGGAUCGCCAGCACGAUUGCCCGCUCGCCGCUCGUCAAGACGGCCCUCUACGGCAAGGACGCCAACUGGGGCCGCAUCCUGUGCGCCACGGGCUACUCGCUCCUCUCGGAGCCCGGGCAGCCCGUCAACGAGGUGCCCGAGAUUGUGCCCGAGAAAACCAAUGUGUCGUUCAUCCCCACGGACGGCACGGCCGAGCUGAAGCUUCUGGUCAACGGCGAGCCGGAGAGAGUUGACGAGGCGAGGGCUGCCGAGAUUCUCGAGCUUGAAGACCUCGAAAUCCUAGUACGGCUAGGCCAGGGCGACAAGCAGGCGACGUACUGGACCUGCGAUUACAGCCACGAGUAUAUCACCAUCAACGGCGACUAUCGCACAUAGUAGGCGAGGGAGUAUAUAUUUUCACGUCGGGGAAAAGGAACGGGGAGAGAGGGUAGUUACACUGGAAUAGACACAAAUAUACUACAACUCACUUAUUGCACAUCAAGUCUUAGCUACACUUUAAAUCUUG